Messenger RNA from Rhizoctonia solani, 1470 nucleotides. Its product is annotated as F-box-like protein. Gene Ontology annotation, molecular function: protein binding. NCBI's taxonomy places the organism in Eukaryota, Fungi, Basidiomycota, Agaricomycetes, Cantharellales, Ceratobasidiaceae. The transcript has 5 exons. The record is from RefSeq and is a predicted model, not a curated record. Bases 1 to 1470 code for a protein of 489 amino acids.
AUGAGACGCAUCGAACUUCCUCACGAGGUAAUCUGUAUGAUCCUAGCCCUCGUCCCUCUAGAGUCCAAGAAAGCAUGCUCCCUGGCCUCCAAGAAAUGGAGAACUUUGGUGCUCCCGCUGCUUUUCAGGGAGAUCAAUCUUUAUUCUUCGAUUCGGCUGAGGAUGCAUGUACCGGAAACUCCAGUUAUGGAUAACUUUAUCCAGACUUUCUGUCAUAUGCAUGAAGAGGCUGGAGCGGUGGGUAAACCGAAUCGACUUGAUUUCAGGCGCUGCGUACGACAAUUGCACGUUGAUUGCCGGAUGACCUCAGAUCAGUUCGAAGAGUUCAGUUGCGCUGUACUGAGGCUGCAAAACUUGGAGCACCUUCACUGGGACAUCUCGAAAUUCUCUAGUUAUGUCAGGUCGGACUAUCUGUUGGAGCUUUUGCAGAAGAUACCAAAACUUGGUUCGCUUAGUUUAACCCUUGCAAAGUCCGACAUCAUUUUGAGAAACCGAACCAAGGUUGUGGCGCUAACUAGCUUACGGGAGCUUGAGAUUGAUUUGUGUAUGUAUCAGUGGACAGGUACUAGUAGUACCAGUCGUGGUAGUCCUAGACGUGCCACGCGCAAGACGAUAUCGAUUGUCCGGAACGAUGACUUGCUAUCACCUCUAUAUGGACUUGUCGAGAUUAUUCGCAACGCGCGUAACGUCGAAUUACUGUCUCUGUCACUGCAUGAAAACGGCGAGAUACUAGAAGAAGACAAUUGGGAAAGCGGGGCUCUGUUUCUAGCACUGCGUUCAGACCGUUUUCCCAAUUUGGGCACACUCUUGAUCAACUCGAGUCGUUUAUGGCCUCAUGAUUCACCUUUAUAUAAACUUAUUCGGAACCAAGUACGACUAGAAAAGCUGGUCGUGAGUCCACGCAAAUAUAACGGCAGCCGGUGGGAAGACGCAGAUAGAUUGCCAUCGACUUUUACCCCAAAUUUCAUAGAAGAGCUGAUGCCAUCGGUUCGUUACUUUGGGGGCCCGCUAUUCAUGACCCAACCCCUACUCAAAUCCAGCCUUUCGAAACAACUGGAGAUAUUGGAGCUUACUUAUCCAAAGUACGAGGACCUUGAUACUGUGUCCAAGUUAUUUCCGAAAACUGGUAAUUCGACUGCACAUGUGCCAGUGCUACCACGUUUGAGAGCCUUAGGGGUAUUCGGAACGAUUGACAAGAGCGAUCUCACGAGUGUAAUUAAUGUUAGAGCACUCUGUAAAUUGGCUCAUCAUAUGCCUAUGCUGGAAGAACUUGUUAUAUGCGACUUAUACUUGAACUCGAAGAGAGUGGAAGAAUUGUUCCAGUUGUUGGAUCAGCUACCUCGCCUCCGUAGACUAGCCGUCUUUACAACUUCAAGCGAUGGGUUUUCUCUCUUGCACGAGCGCGCUAGGGCCAGCUUUUCCCGGUUGGAGGUUGUUAACAGUUCUCAACUCAUUUCAGUCCUGUCAUAA